This is a messenger RNA of Thunnus maccoyii (southern bluefin tuna), 2660 nucleotides long. RefSeq names its product optineurin (gene optn). Bases 144 to 1742 code for a protein of 532 amino acids. Gene Ontology annotation, biological process: regulation of canonical NF-kappaB signal transduction; protein localization to Golgi apparatus; Golgi ribbon formation. The record is from RefSeq and is a predicted model, not a curated record. Gene Ontology annotation, molecular function: K63-linked polyubiquitin modification-dependent protein binding. Lineage: Eukaryota; Metazoa; Chordata; Actinopteri; Scombriformes; Scombridae. Gene Ontology annotation, cellular component: cytoplasm; Golgi apparatus; nucleus. The transcript is spliced from 13 exons.
CGUCCCUUGACGCAGCUAUAAACCAACAGCAGCCGCAGCAGCAGAGGGUCGAUCGGCACAUUUUGCCUUCCGGCCGAGUGUUUGUAUGUGUUUUUGAAGCGAAUAUUCAGACUGUGUUUAGUUCCGGAGUUGACAGUAGCAUCAUGACAUCUGGAGGCCACGUGAUGAACGGUGACAUCUCUUGCUCUCCCGGUCAGCCUGGCACGCUGGAGGAAACUCUGCUGCAGAUGAACAUCCUCAUCCAGGAGAACCGAGACCUGAAAGAGGCCCUGCGUCAGACCAACCUGACAAUGAAGGAGCGUUUUGAGGGUCUGACUGCGUGGCGGGAGAAACAGCGGGAGGAGCGGGACUUUCUGGAGAGCAGGCUGGAGGAGGCACGGGGCGGCAUGGAGGCACUGACCCUCCAAAACCAGGCGCUGAGCAAGAAGCUGGAGGGGUCAGGAGGAGCUCAGGGGGGCUCACAGGCAGCAGCAUCCAAUCAGAGCGCAGAGCUGGAAGCCCUGCGUGCCCUCGUGGCUCGCCUGCAGGCAGAGAAGAACGACUUGGUGGCCAUGAACUCUGAGCUGCAGCUGAAGGCGGACCAGGACUCGAAUGACGACUCCUUCAUCGAGGUCAUCAAGGUGUCGGAUGGAGGCGUUGACGGUGUGAAUGACGUGUGCGGUUCCAAGCGGUACAGACGUCCUGACCUGAGCAUGACGGCGUCCCGGCUGGACAGUGAGGAGAUGACGGUUAGCCAGCUCCUCCAGUCCCUGAGGAACGAGACGCAGCAGGUGGAGCGGCUGCAGGUUGAGCUGCGGGCUUCUGCUGCCAGGAUUAGAGAACUGGAGGAGAGGAAGAGUAACAUAGAGGAAUCAACACAGACUACAGAGACCAAGGAGGAUUCUGAGAAGAAGGAGAAGGCGGCGUCUGAGGUAGAGAAUCUGAAGUCUCAGAUGAUGACGCUGUUCAAAGAGCUGCAGCAGGCCCAGAGCAAGCUGGAUGAAGCAGAAGGCAUGAAGAAGAACCUGCAGGACAGAUGUCGGGAGGUGGAGCAGGACGUGGUGACUCUGAAGGCUCAGCUGGUGGAGAAACAGGCCGUUCAGACGGAGAACGACCGGCUGAAGCUGCAGUUGGACAGCAUGCAGGCCCAGAGCCUGAUAGAGCAGAAGAAGGCUGGGGAGGAGAGGAACAACUUGGCCCAACUGAAGGAUGCCUACACCAAGCUGUUUGAAGACUAUAAUGAGCUCAAAGAGGAGAGGAAGAAGAGAGAGGCUCAGCUGGUGGAGAAGGAGGUGAUGGAUGAGCUGCAGGUGCGGCUGACUACCGCUGAAGAAGCCUUGGCUGCUAAACAGGAGCGGAUUGAUUCCAUGAAGCAGGAGAUCUUCCAGAAGGAGAAGGAACUGGAGACCAUAUCUGUCUUCCAGGCUCAGGCGGAGGUCUACUCCUCAGACUUCUACGCAGAGCGGGCAGCAAGGGAAAAACUCCAUGAAGAGAGGGAGCGUCUGGCUGCUCAGCUGGAGUUUGUAAAGAAGCAGAACACCCAGUUGCAGGAGGAGAUGGACUCACUGGGCCGGCGGUCACUGAACGAGAUGCAGAGGAGACAUGUGGGAGGAAGUCCACAUGGAGGUGGUGCGGCUGUGGUUGGGAGAGGCACUGACUGGCAGCAUCAGGGGAGUAUUCCUGAACACGCUUGUCCAAAGUGCAACGAGAUCCUGCCAGACCUGGACUCCCUGCAGAUCCACAUCAUGGACUGCAUCAACUAGACUCAUCAUUAUAAGCAUUCACAGCAGCUACAUUAGCACUUUAAUCUAAGUCUUCCUCUGCUUUGACCCUUACAUCUUCUCUGAUCCCUGUCACGAGACUCCAUAGAUCCCUGAAAAACUCAGUAACAUUCAUUCUAGGAAGGGAACACUUUGUUUUGGGUAGAAAUGAAGUAGAAGGAGUAGAAGCUGUAUCAAGGGAUCCAACACAUGAGAAGUAAAUCUGGAAAUAAGUCUGAAAAGAACUGGCCAUUUUUAGUUCGUUGUAAAUUUAGAAAUUGCUUGAAGAUUUGAAAUAGUGUAGAAAUACAUUGUAUGACACAUCUUCUGUAGUUUUUAGCUCCAUGUCAUCUGGCACAUUUCCUUUUUUGUUGCUGUGAUGACUAAAAACUAGAUGUAGAAGAAAUUCUGCAAGGAAAAAGUCUGGAAUAUCAAAGCAGAAAUUUUGAUAAGAUUUCAGGUUGGCGCUGUCUGCCAGUCAUAUAUGCACAUAAUAUAAUCAACCAAAGCUGAGCCUUUGUAAGUUGAAUUUGUGUACCAAGUAUUUGGUUGCUGAAGGCUUUUUUUUUAAAAAUUAGUUCUUUGUGUAAUCGAAAGAAAUUCCUUCUAUUUUUUGCUUGGAAAGGAUAUUUUAGGAUUUUCAUGAUUGAGUUGUUGAUGUUGGUAGAAAAAGGGGUGUGCACCACAUAGGAACUUUAAUAUGAAGAUAUAUUUUUUAUUUUGACUCUGCACCAGAUUAUAAGCAGAAUAGGAACAUAAUAUAUUUAACUUGUUAAUCAACAAUCAUCACUGUUGUGAUGUCAUUAACAGUGUUUGUAUACUCUAUGUAUGUGCUGGAGGCUCCAACACCAAGCGUAUUCUGUACUCUAUAGAUUCCAUGUUGUUAUUCUGUGUAGGCAAAUAAAAUUAUUUACAAAUUUC